Messenger RNA from Elephantulus edwardii (Cape elephant shrew), 945 nucleotides. Its product is annotated as olfactory receptor 6N2-like. The coding region runs from base 1 to 945 and encodes 314 amino acids. The transcript has a single exon. Gene Ontology annotation, cellular component: membrane. The record is from RefSeq and is a predicted model, not a curated record. NCBI's taxonomy places the organism in Eukaryota, Metazoa, Chordata, Mammalia, Macroscelidea, Macroscelididae. Gene Ontology annotation, biological process: G protein-coupled receptor signaling pathway. Gene Ontology annotation, molecular function: olfactory receptor activity; G protein-coupled receptor activity.
AUGACUCAUACAAAUCAUACUUGGACCCUCAAUUUCAUCCUUGCUGGCUUCACUACCACUGAGCCUCUGAGAACACUUGCCUUCCUGGGGACUCUGUGCAUCUAUCUCCUCACACUGGCAGGGAACCUGUUCAUCAUUGUGCUGGUUCGAGCCGAUUCUGGACUGUCCACACCCAUGUACUUCUUCAUCAGUGUCCUCUCCUUCUUGGAGCUCUGGUAUGUCAGCACCACGGUGAUCACACUGUUGCAUACUUUGCUCCAUGGACCUUCCAUCAUCCCAUCUGCUGUCUGCUUCAUCCAGUUGUAUGUUUUCCACUCCUUGGGCAUGACUGAGUGCUACUUGCUGGGUGUCAUGGCACUGGACCGCUAUCUGGCCAUCUGCCGCCCGCUCCACUACCAUGCGCUCAUGAGCAGACAGGUACAGGUAAGGCUAGCAGGAGCCACUUGGGUAGCUGGCUUCUCGGCAGCAGUUGUGCCAGCCAGCCUCACAGCCACUCUUCCCUUCUGCUUGGAGGAGGUGGCUCACUACUUUUGUGACUUGGCACCAUUAAUGCGUCUGGCAUGUGUGGACACAAGCUGGCAUGCUCGGGUUCAUGGAACAGUGAUUGGUGUGGCCACUGGGUGCAAUUUUGUGCUCAUUUUGGGACUCUAUGGUAAUAUCCUGAAAGCUGUGGUGAAACUGCCCUCAGCUGCUAGUCGUGCCAAAGCCUUCUCUACCUGUUCUUCUCAUAUGACUGUAGUCGCACUGUUUUAUGGCUCUGCCUUCACAGUGUAUGUGGGUUCACCGGGGAGCCAAGCUGAGGGUACAGACAAGCUCAUUGCCUUGGUGUAUGCUUUACUUACUCCUUUUCUCAAUCCCAUUAUCUAUACCCUUCGCAACAAGGAAGUGAAGCAGGCUGUGAAGAGGGUAACUGAUAGAGUCAAGAAUAUUGUGCGAAGAACUUGA